Messenger RNA from Olea europaea var. sylvestris, 2947 nucleotides. Its product is annotated as protein MEI2-like 2. The coding region runs from base 238 to 2766 and encodes 842 amino acids. The record is from RefSeq and is a predicted model, not a curated record. NCBI's taxonomy places the organism in Eukaryota, Viridiplantae, Streptophyta, Magnoliopsida, Lamiales, Oleaceae. The transcript has 12 exons. Gene Ontology annotation, molecular function: RNA binding.
UUUGCUUGUCAUUACCUUUUUUCUCGUCUGUAAUUGAAGAUUACUCAAAUAAUCCAAUAAUUAACUGCAGCUUGCAAUAGUUAUACAGUCAAAGAUAUAAUCCAGGUAUCCUUUUCCCUCCAAUCAUUCUCCACUGUGUUUCUCUGGGACCAGUAUCUCUCUCUGCAAAUAUUUACUGGGGUUCCGGCGAAGGCAUUGGAAGUGGAAGAGUAGAAGAACAGAAUUCUAAGUGAUCUAAUGGAGCAAUCUUCAAAUAAUUCUACGUCAGGUCUAUCUAGAACUCCAUUUGCAAACAUCCCAGGGAAAGAAAAAAGUGAAUGGAGAAUCCCAUCUGGAAUUGAUGGAUAUCAUCCGUCAAUUGAUGCUAGCCUCUUCUCUCGCUCAUUGCCUUUCCUUCCAAUCAAUAAGUUAACUUUUAAUGAAUCCGAACAAAGUGUUCAAUCAGUUGAUGAUACUUUUCCAAGCCUAAGUAAACUUCGUCUAGAAGAUGAAGUUAAGUAUCCACUCGAAGAUAUUGAACCAAAUGCUAUAGGAAGCUUUCUCCCUGGCGAUGAAGAGGAGCUCCUAGCUGGCCUCAUUGACGAUUUUGAUCUUAGUAGCUUGCCAACUCAACUUAAGGGAUUGGAUGAUGAUUUCUUUGGUAGUGGAGGGGGAUUAGAAAUAGAAUCCGUGCCUCAAGAGAAUCUGGCAAAUGGAAUCACAAGGUUAAGUAUGUCUGAUGGUAUUAACGGAAACAUCAUUGCCAAUUAUGGUCUCCCAAAUGGCUUUGCAAAUAUUAGCAGUGAACACCCAUAUGGAGAACAUCCUUCAAGAACAUUAUUUGUACGGAAUAUAAACAGUAACGUAGAUGACUCAGAACUGAAGUCUCUCUUUGAGCAAUAUGGAGAUGUCAGAACUCUCUAUACUGCAUGUAAGCACAGGGGAUUUGUGAUGAUAUCUUACUAUGACAUAAGAGCUGCUCGAACAGCAAUGCGCGCUUUACAAAACAAGCCCUUAAGACGAAGAAAACUUGAUAUUCAUUUUUCAAUUCCCAAGGAUAACCCAUCAGAGAAAGAUAUUAACCAAGGAACUCUUGUGGUGUUCAACUUAGACACUUCAGUAACCAAUGAAGACCUUCGCCAAAUAUUUGGGGCUUAUGGUGAAGUCAAGGAGAUCAGGGAAACACCACAUAAACGACACCAUAAGUUCAUUGAGUUUUAUGAUGUUAGAGCUGCAGAAGCAGCUCUCAAGGCCUUAAACAGAAGUGACAUAGCUGGGAAGCGCAUUAAACUUGAACCUAGCAGGCCUGGUGGAGCUCGCCGGAGAAUUAACAUUCAAGUGUUUUCUUUUUUCUUAUUUUAUGCUAAAAUUGGUUGCACAAUUCUCACAGGUAGCUGGUCAAAUUUUGUCAGUCCAGUUGAGCUCAAUUUGUUGCAUGGUUAUAGUUGGUCACCUGGUUUGAGAAAUCUCAGCCCGGUGGGAAGCAACCCCUUACCUGGUUUGGCCUCCAUUCUUCCUUCCCAGGUUUCAAAUCCUGUGAAGAUUGCUCCAAUUGGUAAAGAUCCUGGAAGAAUAAGCCAUGCGAACCAGGUUAUUACCAAGGCUAAUACAGCACCAGGAACAGCUUAUCAGCAUCAAUGUCCUGUUCUUGAUCCCAGUUUAAGUCCAAAUCCUGGACCUGUGUCAUCAUUUGGUGAUUCCAAGUCAUCUAGCAUUGGAACACUUUCUGGCCCUGAGUUUCUCUGGGGAAGUCCUACUAUUCACUCAGAGAGCAUAAAUUCUUCUGCGUGGUCAACAUCGAUGAAGGGACUUCCAUUCUCGUCCUCUGGACAGGGAAUUGGUAACCCAUACUCCAGUCAGGAUGGCUCAUUUCUGGGUUCACACCAUCACGUUGGAUCUGCUCCAUCUCGUAGACAACCAGAAAGGCAUUUUGGUUUCUUCCCCGAGUCACCUGAAACAUCCUACAUGAACCCUGUGGCAUUUGGAUCCACAAAUUUUUAUUGUACCAAUGGGAACCAUGCGAUGAACAUGGGGGUUCCUGGGGCCACUAACUUAGGUGUUGCUUUUGCUGGAAACUUGACUAAAACUGGUUCUCCUGCGUCCAUAAUGAUGUCAAUGUCAAAGAAUGGUCCUACAUAUUUUGGGAAUGGCUCUUAUGGAGGCAUGGGAGCAACCCUGAAUGGUAGAUUAAUUGGUGACAAUGGUCGUAGUAGAAGGGCUGAUAGUGGAAGCCACAUGGAUAACAAAAGUCAGUAUCAACUAGAUUUGGAAAAUAUCAUCAACGGGGAAGAUACUAGGACUACUUUGAUGAUUAAAAAUAUUCCCAACAAGUACACUUCGAAGAUGCUGCUGGCGGCUAUUGAUGAAACUCACAAGGGUACAUAUGAUUUCCUAUAUUUACCGAUUGAUUUUAAGAAUAAGUGCAAUGUCGGGUAUGCCUUCAUCAACAUGGCGUCUCCUUCACACAUCAUCACCUUCUACGAGGCAUUUAAUGGGAAGAAAUGGGAAAAAUUUAAUAGUGAAAAGGUUGCUUCAUUGGCAUAUGCGAGAAUCCAGGGGAAGACAGCUCUGGUCUCGCACUUUCAGAAUUCAAGUUUGAUGAGUGAAGACAAGCUAUGCCGACCUAUACUGUUCCAGACAGAGGGUCAAGGGUCUCGUGAUCUGGAAUCAUUAACGUCCAGCAAUCUGAACAUCUUGUUCUGUCAGCCUGAUGGAUCAUAUAUUGGAGUCGACAGCCCAAAGGGUGAUCCUGAUGAGACACCGGAGAAGAAUGCACACAUGCCAUAAGCGGCUGAUUCUGAAUAAGAAUUGGUCAGAUUUAACCGCUAACUUUUGUAUAGGUUUUAGCUUAAUUAUCUGAUUAUGAAACUCAAAUGUGCAUAUGACUCUCGUCUACCAGGCAGCAUCCUUUUUUAUUAAGGAUGCUCCACAUGAUAUAAAGGAAGUUUUCGAAGCAUUUAUUCAGAUA